CCGUUCAGGCUGUUUGCAGAGAAGGAGAGCCUCCUGCUGACGGUGGAGCGGCUGCAUCAGACGCUGCAGCAGCAAUGCCACCUCAGAGUGGAAAACGAGAAGCUGAGGAUGGAGGUGGAGAAUCUGAAGGAAGAGAACGAGAGAACAGCCGAGGCUGGACGGUCCGACGUCCAGCUGCUGCUCAGCCAGAURGCAGCGGCUGAGGACAGACAGCAGAGGGCGCUAGAGGCCGUCAGACAGCAGAGCAGCAGAGAGGCAGAGGAGGCGCAGACACAGGCGCAGAGGCAGAUGGAAGCUAAAGAUGCUGACGUUCAGCGGCAGCUGGAGGAGAAACAUCUGGAGCUGGAGGAGAUGAAGACGAGGAUGAAGGAGCAGGAGAGGGAGCGGCAGAGCGAGCUGCUCAAGAUGCAGAUGGAGCUCCUGGGUGUUUGUAGUCAGUUUUCUGGUUCGUUGCUCCCCCUGCUGACACCCACAGGAACUGCAGGAGGCUGGACCUGCAGUGGAUGAGCUUCAAUAAUCGAUUAAUCAGUUAAUUGGAUAAAAAUGGGCUUUUUCUUUUAACCACUUAAGCUUUUUUUAUAUAACACAAAGUACAUUAUAAUAUACAAAUAACUGAAUCCUUCUGUAAAUAAGAAAAUAAACAUUUUAUCCCCUAAAA
Molecule: messenger RNA, 658 nt
Organism: Poecilia reticulata (guppy)
Lineage: Eukaryota; Metazoa; Chordata; Actinopteri; Cyprinodontiformes; Poeciliidae
Source: RefSeq, a predicted model, not a curated record